CCACCACUAGGACAGCGUGUCCAAAUCCUCCUCCCAUUAACAGAGUGGCGGAGCGAAGUCCCCGCGCAGCACACCGUGAACUGAUGCAUCGUGCGUGGCAAAGGGGAGGACGAAACUAGGCACGCUGCGGGAGGCCGUGGCAACGAGAGACUCGCCUGUGUGGAUGGGACCAGGCAGGCACUUCGGGAGGAUAGAUGGCCACUGAAGCACCCGCUCCUGAGGGGCCAGAGGCUUCCAGAUCGGAUGGUGGCAGAGAAGGAGAACUGAGCAAGAAGAUUCCGUUUGCACCGCCCGCGAUUUCUUGCGUCCUCGGCCGCUUUGGGAUUUAAUUCCCGCUCUCCCUAGGCGAAGGUGUAUGUCCUCCAUUGAUGCCCGUUGCAUUCAGAUUUUGCUCCUAGGGGCUCCUCUUGCGCCAGAGGAGCUGCCGGGGGUGUUAAAAGUUCCAGUUUCUUCCCAAGUCUCCCUCUCACCCCGAGCCUUUCUGCCAGCAUGUGCGCCAACAUAGUGUACGAGUGGCUGAAGACGCUGAAGCUCUCGCAGUAUGCGGAGUCCUUUGUGGAUAAUGGCUAUGACGACCUGGAGGUGUGCAAACAAAUUGGAGACCUGGACCUGGAUGCGAUCGGGGUCUCCCUGCCCCAGCACCGGCGCUGGAUCCACGAAGCUGUUCAAAGGCUGAAGGAGGAGGACGAGACCACCGCUGGGCUUUACUUCACCUUGGAACCUCAGCAGCAGGGCCCCCCUUCCCCGGAGAUCUACACCAGCCACCUGAUGGAGGAGUACGAGGCCAAGACUUGGAAGGAGCCACCUGCUCAGCAUUCCCAUGGAUUCCCUGGAAAAGUACUAAGUGGCAACAAGGAGUUAGUUACUUACCCCAAACUCAGAUUGAAAAUUAUGAUUAGGGAUAAACUCAUCCGAGAUGGCAUCAACCUGAGUAAGCUGCCUUACUCCAACAAGGUCAAAAGCUACAUAUCAAAAUCAGCCGUAAACAAUCUUUCACUGAAGAUAACCUAAAGGUUGUAUUAACACUGGAUUGCUUUUAAAAAAUUGAACAGUGAAAUGUAUGACAGCUGACACUUGGCAUGUAGCGAUUUCAAAAUCCGCUGUCUGCCCCUUGAUGUCUUCAUCUGACAACAUCUAUAUGUUGCCUGGUUCCCAUGGCAACUAAGCACUCUAGUAAUUGCAACCCUGGAAAGAUAAUUAUUUCACUCAAAACAUAGUGUACGUUUAACCUGUCUGAAAUUUCAACAAUCCAUCUUUUAAUCACAAGUGUUUUGAAAGGUCUAAUUCAGGCUGUUUCUUUGGUGCUACAGUUACAUGGUUGUUAACUUGUAUGUUUAACUAAUCAGGUAAAUUGCCUUUUUACUCUGGUGGUUUCAGAUUUCUUAGCCCAUUUAUUUUAUAAUGUAUACAUGAUGUGGCACUA
This is a messenger RNA of Sphaerodactylus townsendi, 1423 nucleotides long. RefSeq names its product sterile alpha motif domain containing 5 (gene SAMD5). Gene Ontology annotation, molecular function: protein binding. NCBI's taxonomy places the organism in Eukaryota, Metazoa, Chordata, Lepidosauria, Squamata, Sphaerodactylidae. The record is from RefSeq and is a predicted model, not a curated record. The transcript is spliced from 3 exons. The coding region runs from base 490 to 1011 and encodes 173 amino acids.